GAACUAAUCAGCCGUACUCUCGCAAAACCCUUUUCAAAGCCCAACACAAAAUGUGCAAAUUGAGCCUGUUCCUGUUGCUGGCCAUCUUCGGCUGCCUGGUGGCCGAUAGUUUGGCGGGCGUGGCACGUGACGCCGAUGUGCAUCGCGAUAUAAUUGUGGUCAAGAAUGUGCGCGAUUUUGUCGCCCAGCAUCCGGGCCUCAAGCUGCAGCGUCUGGUGAAGCAGCCAGCGGCCAGGGCCAGCGCACGCAACCUAUCGGUUCGGUACACGCUCGGCGCUCGGAUCAAUGGCGAUAGACUGGUCGCUCAGGGCGCCGACGUAUUCCACUACCAGGCACGCAAGGACGUCAGCCUGCAGAUCACGUACCCGGAGUCGGGCACCGGCUCGAUAGUCACCUUUGUGGAGCUGAUCUGCACCCAGGAUAACAACGAGGGCAAUGCCUAUGUGGUCGCCGGCGGCAUUGGCCAGCGCUUCAUAUCGAUUGUGCUGGAGGCCAAGCAGACCGAUGACUUCGCUUACCAGGCGCAGUACUAUGGUUCCGAUUAAGUGAACUCCUGAGUACUUGAGCUCUACUUUAAGUUUACUUCUUACAUUUUACUAUUUUAUUUAAUUUUUUUUGUUCUUGCUUUUUAAGGAAUAAUUAUAUUAUAACCUAUUAA
Messenger RNA from Drosophila navojoa, 658 nucleotides. RefSeq lists its product as uncharacterized. NCBI's taxonomy places the organism in Eukaryota, Metazoa, Arthropoda, Insecta, Diptera, Drosophilidae. The record is from RefSeq and is a predicted model, not a curated record.